GGCGCGCGUGCGUGGGAGAAGCGCUAGUCCGUCACUCGGCUGCAACGAUCCCCCUGUGAGGUGAAGCCUCUUGUGAGGUCCGGUGGGUUCCAUGUGACUAGCGGCGGGUUUUCGUUAGAAAGAACAUGGAGAGGCAGCAGUGGAGAAAAGGCCAAUUAAAGAGAGAGUAGCAGCGACUCAAGCGACCCCCCGCCUCCCCCGUUCUCCCCGUCCUCUCCCGCCAUGUCCGUAUCCAUGGGCAACCCACUCCAGCGCCGGCGCUCUCUCGGCCCGGUCUCACCCAAACGCAUCUACAGAAACCUGUCCGUCAGACUGAGGGGUGGCGAGUCAUCUGUUGCCAAGGAAACGGACGUUCCCAGACGCCCGAGGAAGCCUUCAAACGCUUACCAGACCCUGUGGGAGGCAGUGGAAAACGAGGACACCCUGGCUGUACAAAGCCUGCUGUCCAGAGACAACGUCCACUGUGGAGGAGGAGGAGGAGGAAGCAGCACAAGGGAAUGUGGAGAGAAGAAAGAGAAGACCUGGGAGAAGGAUAGGGGGGUGAACAGGGUGAGCGAACAGGGCCUGGUCCCCCUGGACGUGGCCGCCCUUACCCACAAUUCCCCUCUGCUCCACGUGUUGACCAAGGCGGGGGCCAGCCAUAACCCUGUUUUGUGCCGGCCAGCAGAGUGGGCCUUCAAGCUGGAUGCUCUGGUGGCUCUGGCAGGCCAACGGGUGGAGGAGAGGAAGAAUGAGUUGGUGAAGAAGGCCGGCUCGGGGCCUCAGGCACAGGUCGAAGUCCACAGAAGCAUCUGUCUCUGGAGCCUGAGGCUGCAGCUGUACUGCCGCAUGAGACGCAACUUCCAAAACACAGAGCUGCCCGGGCCUCCCAGUCACGUGUCCAUAGUGGUGACCAGCGCGUCCUCUCUGUAUGUGGUCAUCAAAGAGCCAGAGGGGGACGCCAUCGGGCUCAUCACCCGCUACCGAGUGGAAUGGAGCACCUCAGCCAGCUUCAAACGCAUCCUGGGCUCACCCCAAGUCCUAGAGACCAAGAACCCUUCCUACAGCAUCAAGGGGCUCACAACAGGAGUGCAUUACUUUGUGAGAGUGAGCUGCUAUAACGUGAAAGGAUGGGGCCCACCUCAGCGCUCCGCUCCGGUCAGCGCCGCCCCCUCCAGUUGGAGAGAGUGCAUCGGCGUGAAGUCACAGUUCAGAAACCACGAGGACCUCGUGAGGAAACUGUUGGUCGAUGCCAGAGAACCACAUUACAAAGGAUUCUGCAUCGAGAGCCCCAAGCCCCAGAGUCCCAGCAAGCGGCUGUCUGUGUCUCGAGGCAUCAAACAACUGUUCCAGUCCGCCACCAAGUUUGUUCGUCUCCUGCAGAGGGGCGUGUACUUGGCUACUGUGUUCUAUCACAAGGAAAACAUCCUGGUGACAGCUGAAGAUCAAAUCCCACUGGUGGAGAUCCAGUGCUGCUCCACCUCCAUCAUCCAUGACUUCCUUUGGUUUGCCAAGUUAUCCUGUGCAUGGCACCAAGUGCCCUGGCUCCAGCAGGCCCUGUCCUCUGCUCAUUCAUCGUCCUCCUCCCUCCUUCAGAACAGACACAACAUUUUAAGAGCCAUUUCCCAGCUGCAGUCUUCCCUGGGCACAAUGGACCUGGGCCAGGUGUACUAUGAACCUCUGAAAGACCGGCAGGGCAACGUUGUGCUGGUGACUCUGAAGGAGUUCCCAAACGCGCCCAGCCCCCCAGAGCCUCCGCUCCACUGGAUGCCCCUGGCUCGCCUGGAGAAGAACCGCGGCAGAACUCCUCUGGUGCCCGAGCCCACGGCCAUGGACAUGCUCUACGACCAGCUCAAGGAGAAACUGACCCUCCACAGGCACAGCAUUCAGUGCGCCAAGCCGGGUCUGUACGUCGGCAUCCUGAAGCUGUGCAGCUCAGUGGAGCAGAUCCGGGUCCUGGUGCCCCAGAGGCUGCCCAAUGUCCUCUGCCACACACGGGUCCGACACAACGCCCACGUCUCCAGGGAGGAGUGGGCAUGGCUUCAGAGUCAUGUGUACACCACGACCAAUGGCUGCGCUGCGAACCUGCUGAGCAGCGAGGACGACAGCGCCCUGGAGAGCGGCGCGCUGGGGGAGUUCAUCAUGUCUCUGAGAGUGGCCGUCACACACCUCCUGACGAAGCUCAACAUCCCCCUCUACAGGGCGUAUCAGUACGGCGUGUACACCCGGGAGCUUCUGCACUUUGGGGACAAGCUGUCCAUGCUUCUGCUGCUGCCCCCCAGUGAGGACUUCAGCUCCAGCUUCUGGCCUCUGGUGGGGACAAAAGAGCUCGGACUCACCAUGCCCCUGCAGAUCUUUGAGCUGGUUCACUUCUGGACCUAUGAGCGCGACUUCCUGUCCCAGUACUGCCAGGCCUGGGUGAGGCUGGAGCUGGACUCUCAUCUGGCCCAGCAGGCCCUGCGGGAGGCGCUGGACACCAAGGAGGUGCAGGAAGCCCGGGAGCGGCUGAAGCACAUCACGGAGCUUUCCCAUCGGCUCGAUGUGGUGUGGAGGGACGCCCGCUGGAUCAUGGACUGUCUGCAGUGCGUCCGCUCCAAGCAGUGGGUCGGCGCGGUGCCUCUCGGCCUGGUGAUGGGAGGAGAACCGCCGCCGUGUCCGGAUGGGCAGGAGGAGGAGGAGAGCUUGACUGCCAGGCUGACGUGGCCCCAUCGCAUCCAGGCACAGAGAGCCACCGCAGAUUCUUUAGCUGGCGGGACUCCAUCCAGCAUCGUGUCCGCUGAGAUCGCCACCCCAUCAGGGAUCAUGGUUGUCCCUGCAGAGGCCACGCUAUUGAUGGAGGGCGUCGCGAAGGGAGGGUACCCUUUAGACAUCAGCCAAUCCAGUGUCGACCUGACGAGCCUCGGCCAGUCAGAGCUCGGGUUGGCCAGCGCUUUGGUCGAAUCCGGCCUGGAGCCCGGCGCCGUCGCACAGUUUGAAGUGGGGGGCGCGGCUUUAGAAGCACAGGAGUCGUACAGCGGGGAAGAGGACUUUGCGGCGAGCCUCACUGAGGUAAUGCGGCCAAUGGAGAUGGCAGAGCUGGUGGACAUCUUGCCAACGCUGAACCUCAUUGAGGAGGAGGCCCCCAGUGGCCCGUCUACGCCCUCAGUAUUGGACUUACUGGAGAGCUUUGGGCUGGGGAUUGGUGAAAGCGACCCCUUCUUUGAGUUUGAGAACUCAGCCGGUGGCGUGCGGCAGCCCGACCGGCUCCGUGGCGGCAGCGUGAAGGAGGCUCCCACAGUCGCAGGUGUGCCUGGCUCCAGCUGGGAGCCCCCUCCGGGGGACACGGAGCCCCCGCAGGUUCCCAGCAAGGGAGCGAGCUUUCCACCGAGAAACCAGGUGGAGUGGGACAGAGCGGCUGACAGUGCGUCCUGAUAACAGCUCGAGCACCAGCCGCCCACGACCUUUGGUCCACUGAAAAAACAGCAGAACAGCUGAUUUACAAACAGAAGAGCCCGGCUGUGUGAAUGCUGUGUAAAUGGCUGGGAACUGGUAUUUUUACUAACUGUCCACUUAACCGCCGGGGAGAUCUACGACUUCAUACAACACGCGAUUGAUGUUAUUUGCACAUUUCUGGCCCUGUAGUUAAGCUCUAAUGUCCAUUAUAGCGUAUUGUUUAGGGAGCUGCAGUAGUCCUUAAAACCCCAUCACUCACCACUGCACAAAGCAACGUUACUGCUGGAUGGAGCUCGUAAACAAACUCAUUAGAAGCGCACUCGCUAAAAAGCGAUUAUACUCAACAUGUAAUUGAAUUGUUUCCUCUUGGUUUACCUGUUUGCACUUUUCACAUAACAAAACAUGCUAAAGGUUGACUUUACAUGAUUUGCCGUUGUUCUACCAGUUUGCCAGUUCUGAUUUCAGAGUUCAACAUCAAACUGAAGCCUCGAUAUCGAAAGACAAAAGAAAAGCAAUUCAGAUAAGAGAGAAACGUUGAAGACAAAUGUCAGUGAUGCCAAACUCAAGAUGUCUACCUACAGUGCUGAGAAGGACAUAGAGGAGGGUUUUUUUAAUCCCUUUCCAUUUCUUUAAGGAUGUUCCUUCACUACAAAAGACCUAUUCACAGUUGUUCAAAAGUACUCAUACUUGCCUACUAUGUAGCGUACACGUUACCACAGAUGUUUUUUGAGUCUUUGUCGAGGAAAAUGUGCAACACCUAAAUUCACACAUUCCUGUCAGAUGGGUUUUGCUUUGGAGAUUUGGCCUCACACAGAGUCCGUGUUCUGAAUCACAGGCAUACUAAAAAACAAACACGGUAGCUUCUUAUAGCUCAGCGCCUUGUUAAUUAGGAGUUUUGGUAGAAAUAAGAUGACUGCUCAUGAAUGAUCAUUCUGUGGUCCACUGGGUCGACACAGGCCACACUGUCGUGGAUAAUCCUAUUAAAUACUGCCCGUGAUCAGAAACCGCUUCAGCCUUCCAUGUUUCUCUUCCUAGACUUUGACUUCUUGUGUAAAGGAAGGAACGUCUGUACGUUAAGAGUACCACACCUCAAGGCCCUGCUGGCCAUGAUGUACUCAGAGGUUUUCACUUGUUUUAGAGGUUUGUCAUGACAUCCUCGAACUGACAUCCUCGAACUCGAAGUCUAGAUGCACUCGUUAAGGCCACACAACUCAUUCUUACAGAUUCUUUGAUGACGAUCGUGGUUCAGUGUGGUUGGCACAUUAAUCACAUCCUAGUGAUAAAGUAAAAAUAUGAGGGACAACUAUUUGGUAUUUUUUGUCAUGUGAUGUAUUACAUUUUCUACAAAUAAAUUUAGUGGCAGUUCUUCCUAACAUUCAUAACAAGGCAUUUUUUCUCUUUUUCUAUUUCGUUUUUUCCAUUAUGAUAAUUGUUGUUACCCAUCACCGGUGUCACUGAUGAGCUUGAUCGUUUUAAUGAUCUAACACGUUAUAUUCUCAUAGAGCGACCUCCAUGGCCUCCGAGUGAUUCAUUGUGGGUUGAUAUUAGAAACACUCCUGUCUAGUUUGAAUUAUGUUGUUUGAGUGUCUACUGCCCCCUAGUGGCCACAUCCAAGAACUACUACACCGAGUCAUCGUCAGCAUCUCCUGCUUCCAGUGUUUGGAUGAUCACGACGAGGAUGACGCGCACAGCAGUCGGUUUGUCCAGCGUACUGGUGAAGAGCUAUUUAAAUAACUUGUGACUUUCCUUCAGGUCGUUUUCAUAUCAGCGGAUUAAUAGCGCUCCUCUGCUCUGCAGCGCCGAUGCCCUCUGCGGUUUGGCGCUAUUUCAAUGACAAACGUCUCAGUCGCAGAGGAAACCUUGGACACUGCCUCUUUUAAGUUGGGUCAGGCCAGGCUAAAGAAUAUAUGCUGCUUCCUGCUAGGAUGUCGACAUCUGAAAAUGCUGCGUCACAUAAAGUUGGUGAGGCAUCGGAGGCUGAACCCCUGAGGAUUGUUCUGUUGGGGAGGACAGGAGCAGGCAGGAGCUCAGCGGGUAACACCAUCCUGGGCAGGUCGGCCUUCUGGGUCGCCUCCUCCCCCGGUUCGGUCACCG
Molecule: messenger RNA, 5505 nt
Organism: Pungitius pungitius (ninespine stickleback)
Lineage: Eukaryota; Metazoa; Chordata; Actinopteri; Perciformes; Gasterosteidae
Product: ankyrin repeat and fibronectin type-III domain-containing protein 1-like
Exons: 20
Coding region: 223-3390 (1055 amino acids)
Biological process (GO): establishment of mitotic spindle orientation; regulation of establishment of bipolar cell polarity
Cellular component (GO): spindle
Molecular function (GO): protein binding
Source: RefSeq, a predicted model, not a curated record